Messenger RNA from Labrus bergylta (ballan wrasse), 2703 nucleotides. RefSeq names its product lysophosphatidic acid receptor 3 (gene lpar3). Gene Ontology annotation, biological process: regulation of metabolic process; adenylate cyclase-activating G protein-coupled receptor signaling pathway. The record is from RefSeq and is a predicted model, not a curated record. Gene Ontology annotation, cellular component: cytoplasm; plasma membrane. Lineage: Eukaryota; Metazoa; Chordata; Actinopteri; Labriformes; Labridae. Gene Ontology annotation, molecular function: lysophosphatidic acid receptor activity.
CUUCACUUUUGUCCUCGCGCUUGCUGCUCUCACCUCCCCUCAGUCAGUCAGGCUCUCUGCUCAAUGCUGGAGGGGAACAUGCUCAGAAACUCACGGAAUAUUUCAACAUUUGUGGUUUAGCCUACUGACGCAACAAGACCAGCCCUUCGCCACAGAAACAAAUUGCAUUGCCCAGAAACCAGUAGGACAAUGGUCUGAAUCCCAUAUAUACUCAAUGAACCAUCAUCAAGGACAAAGGACAAAAUACUCAUACUCAACCUGAAAAUGGCUCCUCAGAACCAUACCUGUCACUAUAACGAGUCCAUGCUCUUCUUCUACAACAACAGCGGUGCUGACGAUAAAUGGUACAGUUCCCAGCUCAUUCUGGUGCAGGUGGUGGGCUCGCUCUUCUGCUGCUUCAUCUUGGUCUCCAACGCCAUGGUCAUAGCCGCUGUCAUCACCAAUAAGAGGUUUCACUACCCUUUCUACUAUCUCCUCGCCAACCUUGCAGCCUCGGACUUCUUGGCGGGGAUUGCGUAUGUGUACCUCAUGUUUAACACGGGCGAGUUGUCACGAAAACUUACAGUUAAAGAAUACUUCAUCCGUCAGGGUCUUCUAGACGUCAGUCUCUCUGCCUCACUGGCAAACCUGCUAGUGAUCGCUCUUGAACGCUACAUUUCCGUCAUGCACUGGAACGUCCACAGCAACCUGACAAAGAGGAGGGUGACCUUGCUGAUAGUGCUGGUGUGGGCCAUCUCCAUCUUUAUGGGGGCUGUGCCAAGUUUGGGCUGGAACUGUAUCUGCAACCUCAGCGACUGCUCCCAGUUGGCGCCCAUCUUCAGCCGGAGCUACCUGGUCUUCUGGUCUGUGUCUAACCUUGUGGUGUUCCUGGUGAUGGUGGUCAUCUACAUGAGGAUUUAUGCCUAUGUCAAGAAGAAGACGGCCAUGCUCUCGCCUCACACCAACGGCUCCAUCAACCGCAAGAGGACGCCCAUCAAGCUCAUCAAGACGGUCAUGGUUGUGCUCGGUGCCUUUGUGAUCUGCUGGACUCCUGGCCUGGUGGUUUUGCUGAUGGACGGCCUUGACUGUAGGAGCUGUAAAGUCAUGAAAUUAAAACGCUGGCUCCUGCUCCUAGCUGUAGCUAACUCCGUCAUGAACCCCUGCAUCUACUCCUACAAGGACGACGAAAUGUGGACCACCUUCAAAAACCUUUUACGCUGCAUUGGGAACGGCACGCGGCGCCAGCGGUCAACAAAGGCCAAUGCCAGACCUCUCAGCUCUGUACAGGACACGGGCAACAGCCAGCCUCCGUCAGAAGAGACAAAAAAUGAAGAACAGGACAUACUAAAGACCUGAAGAUGUUUUCAUUUUUUUUAAAAGAAUGAAGCAGAACUCCAGUCCUGUUUCGACUGGACGUAGAUUAUAAAGACACUGAUUGGAGUUGACUUGGAAGAGGAACUGCACCUCCUUUUCUCCAGUUGGUGUCAGGGGAUAGCUGUUCAGUUUUAAAGUACUUUCCGCUCUCACUGCAGGCCAGCUGCUCCAGUAUGUAGCUCGAGUGGUGUUGAGGUGGAUGUAAGAAGAGACCAGGAUGAACUGCUAGUAUCCCAAAUAGAUUCAAAGAUGAGGUUUUUCAUAUACCACAGGAUUUUACAGGUUUUAGACACAUCAUUCCCACUUCAGACUGUUAUGGAAAAUUCCAGUUUUGUUUUAUCCUGCUAUUCAGUACCUGGAUGAUAAUGCACUCUUCAUGCUGUGGAAAGAGUCAAGAGGGAAAUGCGGCGUGGACAUUUUUUUAUUUUUUAGAGUUCAUCACUUGUGCGAUUUUUUGGUUAUAACACUGUACAUGUGAUUGAUUUUUCCCACAGAUAAACUUCUUGUGUAGCUUUUUAGGAAGGAAUCCUGUAAGAAAUAUAAAUGUAACUUCUUUAUAGUCAGGUACUAUAAAACUGAAGAUUUACUUAGCAAACCGCUUUUAAACAAAACAAUCAGAAAUACUGUAAACUAGUGUUCUAUAUAACUUAUUGACUUUCUGUCAUAUGAUUUCAAGAAGAGUUGAAGUAAUGUUAACUAUUUGCCAGCUAGCAUGCUCAGCCUGAUCUAAUUGUUAGGGCCAAUAUUUGCAAUGUUAAUUUCAGCUUGGAAAAUCACUCCCUGCUUUUCUUUUGUAAAGCAGGUUUGCCUCAGGGGAAACAGAUAACAGAGUCCCUUCUUGUCUCACCUUUUGAAUUCUAUCCCUUCAGCUUAACAAACAGAUAACUCCCUCCUGAAGCAGCUUGUUAGGGAAAACUUGUUCUCCUUGUAGCAUUGAAACACAUCCGCUUCAACUUUCUAACAGAUGACUCUUGUUGCUCUGGAGAAACUCUCCUAACAGUGCGGGGGUUGUAAAAUUAUGUUGCAACACACUGGAUUCCUGCUGGAGGUUCAGCACACACCAAUCACCUGCAGGACCUGAAGAGGAUAUGACUGAAUAGACUGCAACUACACACACACAAACCAACACUCCUCGCCCCCACCAGGCUGCUCUGAAAAACUCCGUUGCUAAAUCAUUGACAGGGUUCAAAUGACUCAUCUUUAACUUGCUGUACAGUAUUUAUUGCUCCUGCUGUAAGGGACAUAACGUCAUUAAAGCUGUUUUUUUUUUUAGACCUUGGUAGUGUGGCGAUAAGAUUGCUGAGACUUUUUAAACUGUUGUACAUUUUAUAUUUAAAAAAAUGAACUACA